This is a messenger RNA of Penicillium soppii, 1419 nucleotides long. RefSeq names its product transcription initiation factor TFIID subunit 7 family protein. The record is from RefSeq and is a predicted model, not a curated record. Gene Ontology annotation, cellular component: transcription factor TFIID complex. NCBI's taxonomy places the organism in Eukaryota, Fungi, Ascomycota, Eurotiomycetes, Eurotiales, Aspergillaceae. The transcript has a single exon. Gene Ontology annotation, molecular function: RNA polymerase II general transcription initiation factor activity. The coding region runs from base 1 to 1419 and encodes 472 amino acids. Gene Ontology annotation, biological process: transcription initiation at RNA polymerase II promoter; RNA polymerase II preinitiation complex assembly.
AUGCCUCUGAAGAUCAAGUUCUCAAGGAGACCGGAUCCUCCAGAAGAAUCCGCCGCACCACUACCACCUCCGACUCCUGCGCCUGCGCCUGCCACCUCCGAAACCCCUCAACCCCAGCGCAAGCUCACCCUGAAGAUCGCGCGCAAGCCACAGCCAGAACCGAGCGAAGAGAAAUCGAAGAGGAAGAAGUCUACAAAAAAGCGCCCAGCGGAAAACGUUGCAUUACCAGAGCCAGAACCCGAACUGAUACAGCAAGCACCCAAACGACUAAAAAUUAAUCCAUCGAAGAAGCCUGGACUACAAUCAAUCCGCAUCAAAAACAAGGGGCAGGUUCCCACGCGACCGGUUGGCGUUGGCUAUGACUCCGAGGCCUCGGAUAAUGAAGUUGACCCUGCCAUCGAAGAGCAAUUCAUUCUACGAAUGCUUCCAGGGGAAGACUGUGAAUACUUGCAGAAAACCAUCAACGAACGAAAUUUUAACCAUUCCGAGUUUGCAUUCAAACCUCUCACCCGCGAGGGUCGGCGCGCGGUUCUGAAGGUCCGAGACAAGCAGUAUGCAGCGGCACUGGUAGAUCUACCAUGCAUCAUCGAAGGCAUGAAGAGUUGGGACCGGCGAGGCUGGUACAAAUCAGCAGACAUAUGUCAGAUGCUCUUGGUUCUUGGGCGAGUCGAAAAUGACCACGAGGCCAUGGAAUACCCACUGCCUCCGGAAGUCCAAAUUCUUGACGACAAGACACUCCAAUACCCUCACGGCCUCGCGCCUCCCCUGCGCUGGGUUCGUAAGCGCCGAUUCCGCAACCGCUUGAGCACUCGCACGAUCGAACAAGUCGAGAAAGCCGUGGAAGAUUUGAUGGCCCAGGAUGAAACUUCCAUCUUCCCGCCCAAGUUUGAGCUGGUGGAUAGCGCAUCCCUGAAUCGUGCUGAAGGAUUAGUACAAAAUGAAGGCUACGUGGAGGACUACGAUGAUGAGCAGGAUGCCGACGGCGACAUGGAAGAAGACAUGAUGGACGACUUCGAAGACGCCUUGGCAGCUGAAAUGGAAGCCGCAUUGGCGGCUGGCGAUGACGACGCUCCUGGACCCGGACCGGACCAGGCGGACACACCAUCUAUGCAACCGUUCACACCAGGGGGUGGCCAGACAGGCGACACAUCCGCUGACGAGAGCAAUAUCUCUGAUGAAGAUGAUGAUGGUCCUGAUGAUGAUAUGGAUGAGGAUGAGAUCGAGCAGCAGCAACAGCUCCAGCAACAGCGCGAGGAAGUAGUUGAGCUUGAAGGUCUCAUUCGCACUGAAACAGCACAGUGGGAGAAAGUCCAGAACCAUAUUCUUCGCAACAAGAUGGGUCGCCGUAUCCAGGAACUAAAGAAGGAUCUGGAGUUGAAGAAGGUGUCCAUGGGAAUGCCAAGUGGGGAUGAUAUCUGA